Molecule: messenger RNA, 3511 nt
Organism: Vigna radiata var. radiata (mung bean)
Lineage: Eukaryota; Viridiplantae; Streptophyta; Magnoliopsida; Fabales; Fabaceae
Product: putative disease resistance RPP13-like protein 1
Exons: 2
Coding region: 81-3209 (1042 amino acids)
Biological process (GO): defense response to other organism
Molecular function (GO): ADP binding; protein binding
Source: RefSeq, a predicted model, not a curated record
AACCUCAAACCUUUACUUACAAGGUAUCAAAUUUCUUCAACUCUACUUUCAAUUCCUUUAACAAGAAAAUUGAAUCAGAGAUGAAAGAAGUCCUAGAAAAACUAGAAUAUCUAGCAAAGCAAAAGGGUGCUCUUGGUUUGAGAGAGAGUAUUUAUUCUGGUGAUAGAUCAGGUAGUAAAGUAUCACAGAAAUUGCCAUCAUCUUCUUUGAUUGUUGAAAGUGUUAUUUAUGGUAGAGAUACGGACAAAGAAAUGAUCUUUAAUUGGCUCACAUCUGAGACCGACAAUCAUAAUCAUCUAUCCAUACUUUCCAUAGUGGGCAUGGCUGGAUUGGGUAAGACCACACUCGCCCAGCAUGUAUACAAUGACCCAAAAAUGGAGACUAAAUUUGAUAUAAGAGCUUGGGUGUGUGUUUCCGAUCAUUUUGAUAUUUUGACAGUAACAAAAAAAAUUCUUGAGGCAAUUACAAAAUCCAAAGAUGAUAGCGAAGACCUAGAAAUGGUUCAUGGAAGAUUGAAAGAAAAAUUGUCGGGAAAGAAAUUUUUUCUUGUUUUGGAUGAUGUUUGGAGCGAAAGCCGAGAAGAAUGGGAAGCUGUGCGAACUCCUCUUAGCUAUGGGGCUCCAGGAAGUAGAAUUUUUGUCACAACACGUGAUGAGAAAGUUGCUUCUAACAUGAGAUCUAAAGUGCAUCGCCUAAAGCAAUUAGAAGAAGAGGAAUGUUGGAAAGUUUUUGAAGAACAAGCUUUAAAAGAUAAUGAUUUUGAAUUGAAUGAUGAGAAAAAAGAGAUUGGUAGAAGGAUAGUUGAGAAGUGCAAAGGAUUACCUCUUGCUUUAAAAACAAUUGGAAGUCUUCUCCGCACAAAGUCAUCCAUUUUAGAUUGGAAAAGCGUAUUGGAAAGCGACUUAUGGGAGUUACCGAAAGAAAUUGAAAUUAUGCCGGCUCUCUUAUUGAGUUAUCAGCACCUUCCUUCUCACCUCAAGAGGUGCUUUGCUUAUUGUGCGUUAUUUCCAAAAGAUUAUGAAUUUGAUAAGAAGGAAUUAAUUUUGUUGUGGAUGGCCGAAGGUUUUCUCCAUCAUUCUCAACAGAACAAGAAUGUACAAGAAAUUGGUGAACAGUAUUUCAAUGAUUUAUUAACGAGGUCUUUCUUUCUUCCAUCAACCUUAAUAAUGAAAUUCCUCAUGCAUGACCUUCUGAAUGAUUUGGCAAAAUAUGUUUGUGCAGACUUCUGUUUCAGGUUGAAAUUUGAUAAAGGAAACUCUAUUCCCAAAACAACCCGUCAUUUUUCUUUUGCAUCCAAUGAUGUAAGAUAUUUUAAUCGUUUUGGGAGUUUAACUGAUGCUAAAAGACUGCGCUCAUUUGUUCCUAUCAGACAUAUGAAUUCUGGUUGGAAGUUCAACAUUUCUAUACACGAUUUGUUCUCCGAGUUGAAGUUUUUACGCGUCUUAUCUUUGAAUGGAUAUUAUGACCUCAAAGAGGUCCCCGAUUCUAUUGGUGAUCUUAAACAUCUCCAUUCAUUGGACCUUUCUGGUACUAUGAUACAAAAACUACCUGACUCAGUAGGUUUGCUCUAUAACUUGCUGAUAUUGAAGUUGAAUAAUUGUUCAUAUAUGAAGGAAUUGCCUUGGAAUUUGCAUAAACUCACAAAAUUACGUUGCUUGGAAUUUGAAGAUACAAAAGUGACAAAGAUGCCAAUGCAUUUUGGAGAGUUGAAGAAUCUUCAUGUACUGAGUACGUUUUGUGUUAACAGAGAUCCUGAGAUUAUUAAUAUUAAGCAAUUAGGAGGACUCAAUCUUCGUGGAAAGCUAUCAAUUAAUGAACUUCAAAAUAUUGUGAAUCCUUUGGAUGCAUUAGAAGCAAAUUUGAAAAAUAAACACAUUGUGCAACUAAAUUUAAGGUGGAAUUCGAAUCAUAUGCCCGAUGAUCCAAGGAAAGAGAAGAAAGUACUUGAGAAUCUAAAACCUUCUAAUCAGUUGGAGCAUGUCUCAAUCUGGAGCUAUUGUGGUACACAGUUCCCAAGUUGGGUAUUCGAUAAUUCCUUAUCAAAUUUGGUAUCCUUACAAUUAAGGGAUUGUAAAUAUUGCCUAUGUUUGCCUCCCCUUGGACUAUUGUCAUCUCUGAAGGUCCUCUAUAUUGUAGGACUUGAUGGAAUAGUGAGCAUUGGUGCUGAAUUUUAUGGGAGCAACUCUUCUUCAUUCAUGUCGUUGGAAACAUUGGUAUUCUACAACAUGAAGGAAUGGGAAGAAUGGGAAUGUAAAACUACUUCUUUUCCACGUCUUCGACAUCUUGCUAUUGUUCGAUGUCCCAAGCUGAAAGGUCUGUCAGAGCAACUUCUUCAUUUAAAGAAACUAUCUAUUGAGUCAUGUGAUAACCUCAUCAUUAGUGAUCACAGCAUAAACACAUCAACGCUUGAACUCUUGAGUAUUCGUUCAUGCCCACUUGUGAAUAUUCCCAUGACUCAUUAUGGUUUCAUUCAAGAAAUGAAAAUUGAUGAUGGGUGCGACUCUCUUACAAUCUUUCAGUUAAAUUUCUUUCCAAUGCUCCGUCUGCUUUUUCUGAAAGGAUGCCAAAACCUUCAAAGAAUUUCACAAGAGCACCCUCAUAAUCAUCUCAAGGAAAUGUCAAUUUAUGCAUGUGCUCAAUUUGAAUCAUUUCCCAUUGAAGGAUUAUCUGCACCGUGGCUACAAACUAUUAAAAUUCAAGGAGCGGAGAAUUUGAAGUUGUUGCCAAAACGCAUGAAAAUUCUGCUUCCAUCUCUUAUUGAACUAGAGAUAAUUGAUUGUCGAAAUGUGGAGAAGUUCCCAGAAGGAGGUUUGCCAUCAAAGAUAAAAGACAUAUCUCUUUCAAGUUUAAAACUUAUCGCCUCCCUACGAGAGACCUUGGAUGUCAACACAUGUAUUCGAAGCUUAUCUAUUGAAUAUCUUGAUGUGGAGUCUUUUGCCGAUGAAGUUUUGCUGCCACCUUCUCUUACUUCUUUAAGUAUCAAUCAUUGCCGAAAUCUCAAAAGGCUAGACUACAAGGUUCUCUAUAACCUCUCCUCCCUCUCACUUGGUGAUUGCCCUAACCUCCAAUGCUUACCUGAGGAGGGUCUGCCCAAAUCUAUCUCUUCUCUUCAUAUUUGGCGAUGUCCAUUGCUGGAGCAACGUUGUCAGAAUCCAGAAGGCAAAGAUUGGAGAAAGAUUGCUCACAUUGAAAAUCUGAGAGUUAAGUAAUAAGAUGAAGAAUAAGUUCAAAAUUAGAUGUGCACAUGCUAAGAGGUUCUGAGUAAACCUUCAAUGGGCAGCAACAAGUCACUUAAGAGGUUCAGCAGUUGUUUCAAUGAUUGCUCAAAACUACUCAACUCCAAUUCUCUGCACCACUGUUGUUGCUGUCAACACUCUUUAUUCAAUUCUCAGUUGCAACUCGUUUGUUAUUUUUUAUUUUAUUUUUUUACUUUUAUUUUCUGAGAAUUCUAAAAUCAAACAAAUAUAAAAUUCUAACAAAAAUCUAACUAAGAAUGCCAAAUUAUCAAAGA